GAGUCAUUGUGAGUGUACACAUUCUGACAGAAUGGUCAUUGUUGCUUUUAGUAAUGGUUUAAAUCGUUGUGUUUCUUUCUAAAAUGGAUUAUUAAUUGGACAAAUUACCAUGUCGUCUGUUAUGGGAAGACCGGAGCUGGCAUCAACGGGAUGUCGGCCCUCAGAUGGAGUUCCUGAUAUGAUCGUCAUCAGUGAUAUCGAUGAAAGAGGGAUCAAUGAAAAUCUACGGACCAGAUAUAAAAAGGACCAGAUCUAUACUUUUACAGGAUCUAUACUGGUUGCAGUGAACCCAUACAAGAGCGUGCCGAUUUAUGAACAGAACCAUGUUGAAGAGUUCAGUGGUAGGAAGCUCUCGGCGAUGGAGCCUCACAUCUUUUCAAUCGCAGAAGCAGCCUUCCAGCGCCUCAACGACAACAACAACACAGACGUUGACGGCAAGACCAACCAGUCGUGUAUCAUCAGUGGGGAGAGUGGGGCUGGGAAGACAGAGAACACAAAGUUCAUCAUGCAGUACCUGUGCUCGGUGACCAAUCACACCUCGUUCUGGGUGGAACAACAGAUCCUUGAGGCCAACACCAUUCUGGAGGCCUUUGGUAAUGCCAAAACAGUCCGAAAUGACAAUUCUAGUCGAUUUGGAAAAUUCGUUCAAGUGUGUUUUGAUGACUCGUGCCAAAUCAAGGGAUGCAUCGUGCAGGAUUAUUUAUUAGAACAGUCCCGAAUCACCUUCCAGUCCAAAAGUGAACGCAACUAUCACGUGUUUUAUCAGUUCAUUGCCGGUGCUGAUGCAGCCCCUGAAAUUCGGGAACGUUACAGAGUCGGGCUAGUGCAAUCUUACUCAUAUCUUAACCAGAGCGGCUGCUAUUCCUUAGACGGAGUGAAUGAUUCCAAUAUGUUCGACCGUCUGCGCCUGGCGCUGAACGUUUUAAACGUUGCUCAAGACAUGAUGGAUGGUAUUUUCUGUAUACUUUCGUCUGUGUUAUGGCUAGGUAAUCUAAAAUUCCAGGAUGUAGAGGGGGAAAAGAGUGAGUUGACUGAAGAUGACAUGGAAAUAGUGGGUUUAGUGUGUGAAUUGCUCGGAUUAAAUGUGGAACAGUUCAUCGAGGCUUUGUUGUUCCGGCAGAUCCAAGUGCGCGGGACAGUGACCAAUAUUCCGUUCAAACACCAGGAGGCCUGCGAAAACCGCCAUGCAAUGGCAAAGUGCCUUUACUCUCGCACAUUUGCCUGGUUGGUUGAUGCUGUCAACAAGUGCACCAACCCCGGCACCUUCCAAUCGCGCUUCAUUGGAAUACUUGACAUCUUUGGCUUCGAAAACUUCAAGGUGAACAGUUUUGAACAACUAUGCAUCAACUACACCAAUGAAAAGCUGCAUCGGUUCUUCAAUCACUAUGUGUUUGCACUUGAACAGGAUGUGUACCGCCAAGAGGAGAUCGCUUUUGAACAUAUUACCUUCACAGAUAACUCCAAGUGUGUGGAGCUGAUUGAAAAGCCACCGAGAUGUGUUCUGAAGAUGCUGGAUGAGGAAUGUCGGUUCCCACAGGGCACGGAUGAGUCCUACCUGAACAAGCAGCACCAGGAGCUGGAGGACCACUCAUACUACAUCAAGGGAACCGACAGACGCACCUGGAAAACCGAGUUCGGGAUCAUGCACUAUGCUGGCGCAGUGACGUAUGCGGUGGCGGGAUUCCUGGACAAGAACAAGGAUGUUCAGCAGGACCAGCUGUUUGAAAUGAUGCAAAACUCCACGAAUGUGUUUGUCAAGGAUCUCACUAGAUUUCAGGAUCUGUUGGGUGUAAGGCUGGAGGAUCUAGGUGGGAGGCAGACCAUUUCCCGUACUACCCGCGGGAAACCCACCGUUGGAGACACCUUCAAACACCAGCUGUCUGCCCUUGUAGACAUUCUCUCCACUACAAACCCAUGGUAUGUAAGAUGCAUCAAACCCAACAGCACCAAGAAGCCAAACAGCUACAUUGAUGAUGACGUCAUUGUACAGCUGCGGUACUCUGGAAUGCUAGACAUCAUCAGAAUUAAACGGGAGGGUUACCCAGUGCACGUGCCUUUGGAAACAUUCCUGGACAAGUACUCAUGUCUGCUUACCUCAAGAUCCCUUGGAGCUGACCCUAGGUCAGAGGUCAAGGCCAUACUGGACUCACUGAACCUGCCUAUAACUGACUGGCAGGCAGGGAAAACAAAGGUGUUUAUGAAGAACUCUGUGUUUGAGCCGCUGGAAGAACGCAGGCAUGAAUUUCUCAGGAAGAAUGCUGUCAUUAUUCAGAAGAUUUGGCGAGGCUAUGCCAAAAGGAGAGAUUACAUACAACUUCGUGAGGCAACCAUCAUCAUCCAGACGUCAUAUCGCGCAUUCCGUCAUCGCAUUGUGUUUCUUCGGAAACGGAAGGCGGCAAUUCGGCUGCAGUGCCAAGUGCGAGGUAUGCGGGCGCGCCGUCUGGCGGCCGAGUUACGAGAGAAGAAACACAUCGAGGAGGAGCGACUUCGCAGGGAACAGCUGGAGCGUGAACGAGCGCUACGUGAGAAAGAGGCUGCAGACGAGCAGAGUAUUGAAGAGUCUCUCAAAGAGUCCCAGAACGAGUUGAACUCUCUGACACAACUCAUCGAGUCAAUGUGGACGCACUACGAGCCCACCGUCUCCCCUAACAACCUCAACCUCGACGAAAUGUUCUCCUUUCUCCGGGAAGAACGCGCCAAUGACCAGAAAAGUGGGAAGAACAAGACCUUGGACGAGAUAACGGAUGAACUCAACGAGCUGAACGAUCUCUUAACACAGGAUAUGGAAACUGCCGCAGUUCCUGUGUUUUCAUUUGAUGAAGACUUUGAGGAGAAGCAGGAACAGGAGUGGCAGAGCCGUCAGUCCCGUGAGGGAAGCAUUGACAACCUGCCACCACCACCAGAACUGUCAGCCUCAACAGAGAACCUUGUUCUAGAGGACAUCCUGCCCCCGCCCCCUGUGGGAGCAGACAAUAUCCCAAGACCACCUCCACCACCACUUCCCGCCAAGGUUGGCCCUCAUCCACCUCCACCUCCCCUACCCCUGGACCAGAAUGGAUUCAUCCCACCUCCUCCCCCGUUCCCACCACCAGACAAUGCCCAGCCUCAUUUACGCCAAGUAGAUCGCACACAUCCCCCACGCCCUCCUGUCAGGAGAGACAGCCAACUUUCCACAGACCGAGACAGUGUGAUCAGCAUAAAUCGGUCCUCCUCAAUCACCUCGUCUGAAUAUCAGGACAUACAGAAUGCCAUAUCUGAGAUAGAGAACAUUGACUACGAGUCCUUCAUGCCUCCGCCAGUCUUGCCUCCUCCACCUACAAUACCUGCUCCGCCCCUGCCCCCUGGUGUAGGAAUGUCCCAGCAAGCCAAAGAAAAACUUAUGCUCAAAAAGAGCUUGUCCAUCGAGGUGCCAGACCAUAUGAAUCAGAACAAACUGCAAGUUCAAGCCCCUAGCAAUGUGGAAACACUGUCGCCCAAGAUGGCUGAUAAGCUGAACACCCUCUUGCACGGCCCGGAUGGUGGCCCAAUCCCCAAUGGGAUGACCCCAUUGACCCCUCCAGCCCCUCUAAGCCCCAUAUCGGAUGGGGGUGGAGAGUUUGGGGAUGCAUAUGACAUGCUGGAGUACGCUGAGAAGCACUUCAAUGAUCACCCUAAGGACAUAAGCGGGACUCUGAUGAAGAGCUUGAAGAAUAAGAAGUUCUCAGAGAAGGACAUCUUGGGUAAAGAUCAGAUGUUGAAGUUUUGCAAGUCUGGAUUGAUCGCCACAUCACACGUGAAAAUACACGACACAGAAAAUGUCUUCCUUGCCUGCAACAUAUUCAAGGAUAUCACAAAAUGCCUGAAGGAAGAUGUCAAGGAUGAUUCAGCACCGCUUGUGAUCCAGACAGUCAUCCGGCAUGGCAUCGAGCGUAUUGAGCUCCGGGAUGAGAUUCUUGUGCAGCUUAUCCGGCAGACGACGGAAAACCCUGACGACAACAGCCUGGUGCUGGGAUGGCUGUUCUUGUGUCUGUGCACUGCUUCCUUUGCGCCUAGCAAAAACUUGCAUAAGUAUAUGGUGUCCUACGCAAAACGUCACUGUCAACACCUGCUGGUGGGCAAGUACGCUCAUCAGUGCGUGAAGCAGGUCACAGUCCCACGGGCCAUGGCGCGCAAAAACCCACCAUCCAAUGCAGAAAUCAUGAGCAUGCGUAACCUGUCGCCACUGGUCUGCAAAGUUCACUUCAUGGAUGGGAAGAUGAAGGCGGUCAGCAUCAUGCCAUGUGACACAACACACGAUGUCCUCUCAAAAGUGGCCAAGAAGAUUGGCUUGCAGUCUGUUGAGGGAUGGGCCAUUUACGAAGUUACAACUGAGUAUGAGCGCUAUAUCCGGGCAUAUGAGUACGUGGCUGAUGUGCUGGCCCACUGGGAAAUAUCAGAGAAACAAUCUGCCCUGCCGUCUAAGUAUGAGACCGUGUCCAAGAAGGGGCCCAAAAUGGCCCUGGGAGGUACAGAUGCAAGACUGAUCUUCCGCAAGCGUGUGUACCGACAGGUUCAUGACAUUCCAAAUGAUCCAGUGGAGUACCACCUACUGUAUGCAGAGGCUGUCAACAAAGUCGUUAAGGACGAGUUCUCUGUGUCGGAGCGCGUGGCUCUGCAGUUGGCCGGUCUGCAAGCCCAGGUGGUGCUAGGGGCCUACCAGGACAACAAGCUGCAGCGGUACAAGGAGGUCGAACAGUACAUUUGCAGGCGCAUUCUGGCGCUUAGCAACCAGGACUGGAGCGCGCAGCUGGCUGCAGCUCACAAGAAAUAUGGCACAGGAAAGUCGGAACUUGAGGCCAAGGUAUGGUAUCUGACCUGCGUGAAGCAGUUCCCCCUUUAUGGCUGCACGCUGUUCCCGAUAGUCCACAAGGGCCUCUGGCCCCACGCACACGACGCCCUCCUUGCCGUCAACAUGGAUGGAGUGAAGUUUAUCAGGGCCAAGGACAAAUGUGUUCUUCACGACUUUAAGUAUGUGGAGAUUGAGUCAAUUUCGCUGGAUCCAAAUGAUAAUUAUGUUACCAUGGAGCUUAAGAACGGAGUGCAGGCUGAAUGCCCUCAGCGAUGUUUCAUGUUUGAGACAAAUCACAAGGAAGACCUUGGGAACCUGAUUGCUAGCUACUCUCCUGUGCACGCAGCCUGGCUGAAGCCAGACUAUGAAGGCGUUAAAAAGCAUGGACGCAUGUUUGACAUUAUGAAGAUGACUGAUGAAGAGAAGUUGAAGCUAUAUGAAGAUCUGGUGCGUGCGCGUCGCAGCCUGUCUGAGACACGCCUUCUUCACAGACCCAUACAGGACAGGGACUCGAGCUUCUUACGGAACACACUCAGAAGAAUCACAAAGUCCAAGAUGGAGCGUCUGCGGAGCUGUUAUGCGGGUGGCAACAUCGGCAUGUUUGACGUUAGCUACUGGUCGUUCAGUAAGGUGGCGCUCAAACAGUGCCUCACGACGAUGCAGGACCUCGCGGUGGAGGAGCUCUCACUGAAAGUCUUCAACUCUUUACUGAUCUACUCUGGAGUCAUUGAGUCAGGAGAGUACGCGUCGGUUGACCACACAGAGAUGAUCCAGACUGUGAUGCAGAAGUGUCUGGAGAGUGAGGCCCUUUGUAACGAGUUCUACCUGCAGUUGAUCAAGCAGACCACGGACCAUCCAGAGCCCAACAGUAACGUCAACAAGCGCAACUGGCAGCUGAUGUGUGUAGCAACCAGCUGUGUUGUCCCUAGCAACAGCCGAGUGAUGAAGUACCUGAACUGCCAUCUGAGGAAGUGCUCUCUGGAUACAACCACAGAGGAGGGCAAAUACGCACGAUUCUGCAAUAAGUGUUUGACACGGACACAAGAGAAAAAGUGUCGCAAAUUCCCGCCCUCUGCCAAAGAAAUUGAGUGUGUGAUAGCCCGCAAGCCUAUCAAUGAGAAGGUGUUCUUCCUGAACGGGGACAACCGUAUCAUCGAGUUUGAUGCAGCUGCAACUUGUGGAGAGCUGAUUAAGACAGUGAAGGCUAAGAUUGGCAUGAGAUCAGACGCUGAGUGCUUUGCCCUGUACGAGGUGACACCUGGCACAUCAGAUCGGUGCAUGAAUCAUGACGAGAGAAUGUCAGACACUCUCAGCAAGUGGGAGAGAAUCUGCAAAGGGGCCUCAACCAGGGAGAUGAAACUUGUCUUCAAGAAGCGUCUGUUCAUUGACCCGUACCUGAAUCCCAUUGACCCAGUGGAGUGUGACCUGAUAUUCCACCAGCUCAUAGAAGACGUGUUUGAAAACCACGCCCCAAUCACUCCACAGGAUGCAGUACGUCUUUGUGCCUUGAAAAUCCAGUCAGAGAGUGAAGAAAUUAAACCCGGUGACAUUGACUACAGUUCGGUGAUGCGUAUCCUUCCUCGCGAGAUGCGUCCGCACGUGAGGCUCGAGGAUGUUGUAAUCCUGCAUAAGUCCAUGUCUGACCUGAUGCCCGGCCAGGCUGUUCUGCAGUUUAUAGAGGUCCUCAAACAAUGGCCACUCUUUGGUGCUGCAGUGUUUGAAAUAUCUCAAGCGUACACAUCAUCCCUGCCCAAGUCCCUCCUCCUGGCUGUGGAUCAGACCGGGGUCCAUCUACUGGAGUCUAAGACCUUCCGGGUGAUCCACUCAUACUCGUACACUGACAUGCUGCAGACCAGUCCUGCAAUCAACAGUAUCAUGCUCAUCGUGGGCGACAUGGCCAAGGGGACUAAGUACAUGUUCCAGACCAAUCAGGCGUCCCAGAUUGCUCACCUGAUCAAGGAGUACACAGAAGAGCUGAAGGGUCGAUCACUGAUUGUCCCCCCUGAGAAAAUGGACGCCUCAAUGAUCAAGAAGGCGUGUCGGUCCAGUGUGUUCAUAGACUCAUAUGAUGAGGAGAUGUUUUCGGCCAUGUUGUCGAACAAAACGUAACAUUGUGUAUAGACUCACUCCAAUGCCAUGACAGCUGUGGUUUGAAUAUUUAAAUGUGUGCAGUAUUAUUUUGUGGGGAUAUUUCGGACAUGGAAGUUUGAACAAAUAAGAUUUGUGUCUUGAAAUUAAUUUUUAUGUAAAAUUAGGUAAGAUUAAGUUGUUCCUUUGAAAACUGGAUUUUGUUUUGAUCUUAAAGUACAAUAUUACAAUUAUAAUGUUAUAAAUGUGUAAUAAAUGAUUAUAUGUCCAGAUUUAAAACAUAAAUUUUUUCUCCUUUUAUUUAGAUAAUGUGUUUUUAUAUAUAAAUUUUAAUACAGGAAUCAAAAAGAAAUUGAAUGAACUUUAACUAUGUAAAUCAUAAUAUUUGUAAUAUGGCCCUUUUUUGUAUUCUCUGAAUUAUUUUUCUGUUUUAUCUGAUUGAAUUAUUUACUCUGAGAAUCUCCCUUUUUGAUGUUCUCUGUCUAUGCAUGCACACUUCGUCUAUGCCUAUUGUAACAUGUGUAACAUGUAAACAUUAAACACUUCAUGUUGUAUUGUAUGUGCAAUUGCUAGUCAUUACUCUAUGUAUAUUUAAUAUUUUUUUAUAUAUAAUGCUGAGUAAUAUUAGUUCUUUUGAAGACUUCAUUUGCAAUAAGUCCUCAUCAUCAUUUUAAUAUGUUUGUUUUAUUUAUAAAUUAUCAAGCAUCAAGCUGCUGCUAAAGGAAGCUGCAAGAAGACCCACUUAAUGUCCAAUCGUUUAUGUUAAUCAGGCAUUUCCAUAUAAACACAAAACUGUGAUUUGUAUUGUACAAUGUCAGUUUGUACGAAAGUUAAUCAAUAUUAGUUUGAUUUGAAUAAUAUUGAGCCAUGAAAAUCGCUCUUCAUAAGUCAUGGCAUGUCCACAAUAAUCAUCAAAAUGCACUUUAUUUUACAGUAGACUGGUUCUACAUUUUUAUUCAUGUACCACCUUCUCACUCCAUGUAUAGAGAGUAGUUACUUUUAUACAUAAAAUUACAACCUAUCAUGUGUUUGAUAUGAAACGUUUUUUAAUGAAGUAAUUUUUACACUUGAACUGGAAAAAAAUAUCAUGUAAUCAUAUCCUUUAAGCUCACCUGAGCACAACAUGCUAAUUGUGAGAUUUGUUUUUGCCUUUAGUCAACGCUGUGUCAUGCACCGUCAACCUUUGUGCCAUCAAGGUCAAAUGCCUUGAAUUGCCUUCAUGAAAUUUGGUGAGAACAUUUUUGCAAUGAUAUCUUGGCCAAGUGCCAACCUGGGACAUUAAUUGGGUCUAAAUAAGUGUGACUUUUCAAAUUCAAUGAAACGUUUGUGCACAAUUGUCUCAUUAUUGCCCAACUUUUAUGGAACAUAGUGAAACAUGGUGAAAGCAUAUUUCAUUGGUUAGUACUGUAUCAAAUUUAGCUAAAUUGUACUUAACAAUUCAGAUGAGCGGUUAUAAGAUCCUCAACUAUACAAUUUUAUAUGAAUCUUUUAUACUUGUUUUCACUCUAAAAAUACUCGUUUUUGCUUGUAUUUUGCAUAUAUUUUAACAUUAUAUGAAAUAAAAUUUGAAUUAUUUCUUA
Messenger RNA from Dreissena polymorpha, 8475 nucleotides. RefSeq names its product unconventional myosin-VIIa-like. The record is from RefSeq and is a predicted model, not a curated record. Gene Ontology annotation, molecular function: cytoskeletal motor activity; protein binding; ATP binding. Gene Ontology annotation, cellular component: myosin complex; cytoskeleton. Gene Ontology annotation, biological process: signal transduction. NCBI's taxonomy places the organism in Eukaryota, Metazoa, Mollusca, Bivalvia, Myida, Dreissenidae. The transcript is spliced from 42 exons. Bases 110 to 6916 code for a protein of 2268 amino acids.